Molecule: messenger RNA, 2652 nt
Organism: Microthlaspi erraticum
Lineage: Eukaryota; Viridiplantae; Streptophyta; Magnoliopsida; Brassicales; Brassicaceae
Source: the annotation of a GenBank genome assembly
AUGGACGCCGUGACAUUUCCUAGGAGGUUGUUCACAGAAGGAGAAGAACCGGAUUAUGAUCGCAGUGUUGUCUACUAUAGCAAGAACACUGCACUGUGGUCUCAAAUGCACACCACACUUGAAGAUGAAUGGGAUGAGCUUGAGAAUUCUAAGCUGGGACCCCUCUUCAGGUUCACGAAGCUCGAGUUUAAUUGGGCAUCGAAGGUGGCACAGACUAUGCUCAGUAUGCAAGUAGCAUGCAAGAAGAAGUAUGAGAUAUGGAGUGCCGUGGGUGUACAGCCAGUGCGAUUUUCUCUGAACGAGUUUGAACACAUCACCGGGCUUAACUGCGAGUAUAAAGAAGCGCUGACGAAGCCAGAGACUGUUAACACAGACGAGAUGAAAGAGUUCUGGCGGAAGCUUGGUGUGAAUGAGAAGCUUGGUCCGAGCGUUGACGAACUCUUAGCAGCGUGCCAGUGGGCCGGAGAGUGGAGCAGAGAGGAUAGGCUGAGACUUGGUUUUUUGGCCGUAUACGCUGGCUUCAUUGAUGCUCGCAAAAGUUCCACUCAUACACGAGUAGCACUGGCUAGUCAAGUUAUGGACUUGGAGAAGUUUGAAAACUAUCCCUGGGGGCGAGUAGCUUUCAAGACCCUCAUCAAGUCCAUAAAGAAAGCAGACGUGUCCAAGCCAUUCAGCCUCGAAGGCUUUGCUGAAGUCGUGCAAGUGUGGGCGUACUAUGCUAUGCCGAGGUUCGGAGAAGAAAACGGUGAUCCGAGGCCAAAUAAUCCUGAGCCACCGCUGCUAGCAUUCAAUGGAAUCAGAGGGAAGAGAUAUGUUAUCGGAACCAUGAAGAAGCAGGUGCUUUUCAAUCACAUGGUAAUGGUGGACAAGGCAGACGUGUACCCACGUUGGGACAAGGAAAUAGAUGACGAGAAGGUGGACAACAUCAUCAAGGCCUUGCUUGGGGAAUUUGGUGGAGGAUGGGUGUGGAAACCAGCUGACUGGGUUAGAGAAGGGAUAUUGGCGGUUAAGAAGGCUGAUGAUGAUGAAGCGAUAAGUGUCAAAAGAGCUCGGACCUCAGAUGGUUCACCUGCGGAGGCCUCUGGUGCUGGCUGGAAAGGUCUUGAGGCGAAGAUUGAGGAGCUUUUUAAAGACUUCACCAAAAAACACUUCGAGGAGAUGAGUAAGACCCAGGAAAAGAUUCAGGUCCUCACCGCUCAAGUCGCUGUGGUAGGGAGGAUUGUCAAGAAGCUUUCGCAUCCUCAGGCUCAGGAUUCUGUGAAGUCCAGUGAGGAUACUGCGAAGUCCAAUGAGGAUUCUGCGAAGGCCAAUGAAGAGCUGGAGAAGAAGAAUGAGGAGCUGGAGAAGAAGAAUGAGGAGAAGUCCGAUGAGGAGCCGGAUAAGUCCGAUGCCGGUGAAGGGAAGACGGCUCCGCCUGGUGGAACGGAAGAUACGGAUUGCACUUGGCUCCGGACACAUAUUCCAACUGAUUCUGAGGAAGCCGAAGAGAAAAGGCAACAGGAAGAGCAGAUCAAGGCGGCUAAUGUUAUGGCAAGAGGGAAAAGUGAGAGAGUAAGGAAGCUGGCGUUUACUCAGAAAGGUGAGUUCCAAGGAAACAGCACCGCUAGAAGGAUCAUCCUAAACAACCCCCCGGAGAUACCCAAUUCCCCACCGAAAUCACUUAAGAUCAUCUCUAAACCGAGGAAAGCAGCUAAUCCGAAGAAAGCAGAUCCGAAGAAAUCACCUCCUCCGAAGAAAGCAGCUAAUCCGAAGAAAGCACCUGAACCUAAGAAAGCACCUGAACCUAAGAAAGCAACCGGUGGCAAUGAACCUCUAGGGUAUAAUCCAUUUGCUCGACCUCUCGAGGAAAGGAUAACACCAAUGCGGGCAUUCGUCUCCGGAUUACCGGGUUAUUCUGCAGCUACAGAGCCGGAGCCGGACAAGUUCGAUUACCCGGAAUGGCACUGGUGGUUUACUUUGCUCACGGGGUUUCAAUGGCUAUCGGAUAGCCAUAUGAAGUCCUGGGCCACCAUGAUGACUCACCGCCUAGCAACGCGACCAGAGUUGUUUAAAAAUGAUAGGAUCUGCUUCCUUAACAGCCAUAUCACUCAAUUUUGGGAAAGGGACUGGCCCAGGUUUCAGAGAUGUCAAAUGCUGCCUCCUAAUUCGCUGGACUGGUACUUUGGUAAUCUCCCGAAAAGCCAGCCCAGCAAUAAGCGAUGGGGUUAUGAUGUUGAUGAUUUAUUCAUUCCAUUGAAUAUCAAAAUAAGCAUUGGGUCGCGCUGCAUGUCUCCAUACCCAAAAGGCACAUUACCAUCUACGACAGUAUGGUGGACUGGCUCGAUGAUGCGGAAAUGGACUUGUUGGUGGAACCCUAUGCGGCUAAGGACUGAGGACAAAUGCGUCUACUUCGAUGCGAAGUACACGCACAGCCGUCCGAGUAAGGAUGUGCCGCAGCAAGUGGGGGCUGGAGAUUGUGGCGUGUUUGUCCUCAAGUUCAUCGAGUGCCUGGCAGUCGGAUAUGCCGCAUUUCCGAAGACGUUGUGUCAGAAAAACAUCACCAUGUUUAGGGAGCAGAUUGCGUCUGAUAUGUACCAUGAGAUCAACUGCCGUGGACCGGUCGAGGACCCAGAUGAUUGGGACAAUGUCGAUUUGUAUGACGAGAGAUUAUGA